GCGGUGGGCUCGCGCCGCAGGCAGCAAGCUAGGCUGGCUGUCAGCUGCAGGAGCUAGCGGCGGGACGCUGCACAAACAGCGCUUUUAGACCGUUUAACUCGACUUUGUGCUCUUAAACUUGAGUCCUCCGGGUCCGAGCGGUAGUCUGUCCCGGUCCGAGGUUGUCCGUGUUGUCCACCCCGGCUGUGUUGUUGAGGCGCUCCCGGUACUUUGACGCUGUGUUCAGACCUGACCAGAGGAGCGAUGACAGAGUUCCAGGAGAAGCUCCGUCAGCAGCAUGAGGAGUCGAUGCACCGCGAGCUGGAGGCGCUGCUCAGUACGGCCAACAAGACCGAGGCGGAGAUCUCCAGAAAAGAUUUCGACGGCUUCAAGAAGCUCUUCCACAGAUUCCUGCAGGUCAAAGGUCCUUCGGUCGACUGGGUCAAGAUCAACCGGCCGCCGGAGGACUCGAUCCAGCCCUACGAAAAGAUCAAGGCGAAGGGUCUUCCUGACAACAUCACCACCAGCCUCAACAAGCUCGCUGUGGUCAAACUGAACGGCGGUCUGGGAACCAGCAUGGGCUGUAAGGGCCCCAAGAGUCUGAUCAGCGUCCGCAACGAGAACACCUUCCUGGACCUGACCGUCCAGCAGAUCGAGCAUCUGAACAAAACCUUUAACGCUGACGUGCCGCUCGUUCUCAUGAACUCCUUCAACACCGACGACGACACGAAGAAGAUCCUGCAGAAAUACAAACACCACCGCGUCAACAUCCACACCUUCAACCAGAGCAGGUAUCCGAGGAUCAACAAGGAGUCUCUGCUGCCGAUAGCCAAAAACAUGGGGAUGGGCGGUGAGAAUUCGGAGGCCUGGUACCCGCCUGGUCACGGAGACAUCUACGCCAGCUUCUCCAACUGCGGGCUGCUGGACAAACUCAUCGCCGAGGGGAAGGAGUACAUCUUUGUGUCCAACAUCGACAACCUGGGCGCCACCGUCGACCUCUUCAUCCUCCACCACCUGAUGAGCCAGCCGGCCGACAAACGCUGCGAGUUCAUCAUGGAGGUCACUGACAAGACCAGAGCUGACGUCAAGGGCGGUACACUGAUCCAGUACGAGGAUCAUCUGAGGCUGCUGGAGAUCGCACAGGUACCCAAGGCCCACGUCGACGAGUUCAAGUCCGUCACCAAGUUCAAGAUCUUCAACACCAACAACCUGUGGAUCUCUCUGCCCGCCAUCAAGAGGCUGCACGAGAAGAACGCCAUGGACCUGGAGAUCAUCGUCAACCCGAAGACGUUGGACGGCGGUUUGAACGUCAUCCAGCUGGAGACGGCCGUUGGCGCCGCCAUCAAGAGCUUCAACAACGCCAUGGGUGUGAACGUCCCGCGCAGCCGCUUCCUGCCCGUGAAGACGUCGUCCGACCUGCUGCUGGUGAUGUCGAACCUGUACAGCCUGGACGCCGGCUCGCUCACCAUGAGCAAGAAGAGAGAGUUUCCCACCACGCCGCACGUCAAGCUGGGCAGCUCCUUCACCAAGGUUCAGGAGUUUCUGUCCAGGUUUGAGAGCAUCCCGGACAUGUUGGAGCUCGAUCACCUCACUGUGUCAGGAGACGUCACCUUCGGAAAGAACGUCUCUCUAAAGGGAACAGUCAUCAUCAUAGCAAAUCACGGUGACCGGAUCGAUAUUCCUGCCGGAGCGAUGCUGGAGAACAAGAUCGUUUCAGGAAACCUGCGGAUCCUCGACCACUGAGGCCUUCUGGGAAAAAAAAAAAACCAGACGAAUCCAUUUGCACCUUGAAGAGACUCAAAGAGAUAAUUUUCCUUCUCUUCACUGAUGAACUAUCGCAGUUUGUUUUUGUCCGUCUUCACCCUGUAAUUUCAAUGUAAAGCCAGCCUGAAAGGGUCGAAGGCCAACCUCCUCCUCCUCCUCCUCCCUGAUGCACUCUGCAGACGUUCAGCUCAUCAUGACGCUUUUCAGGAGGAAACUCGCUGUUACCUCAAACAAUCGCUGCACAGUCUGAGCCGACUGCGGUCGUCUGUAUCUGCUGUCUAUUAAAGUGCAAUUUGGGUCAA
Molecule: messenger RNA, 2045 nt
Organism: Siniperca chuatsi (mandarin fish)
Lineage: Eukaryota; Metazoa; Chordata; Actinopteri; Centrarchiformes; Sinipercidae
Product: UTP--glucose-1-phosphate uridylyltransferase-like
Exons: 10
Coding region: 244-1722 (492 amino acids)
Biological process (GO): glycogen metabolic process; UDP-alpha-D-glucose metabolic process
Cellular component (GO): cytoplasm
Molecular function (GO): UTP:glucose-1-phosphate uridylyltransferase activity
Source: RefSeq, a predicted model, not a curated record